Desarmillaria tabescens is the source of this 1740-nucleotide messenger RNA. RefSeq lists its product as uncharacterized. The coding region runs from base 1 to 1740 and encodes 579 amino acids. The transcript is spliced from 3 exons. Lineage: Eukaryota; Fungi; Basidiomycota; Agaricomycetes; Agaricales; Physalacriaceae. The record is from RefSeq and is a predicted model, not a curated record.
AUGAAUCCUCAAUCGGACACCUCACUCUCAUCAGACUCCGCCCAAGCAUACCAUGGACCUCCAUCCCAGAAGACGACCGUGUCUUCUCACAGCAAGACAUGGAAGGGCAAAAUGGCAGCAGGGGUGAAGAAGAUAGGUCUUCCCUUCAGGAAGAAAGCACCAGACGAAACAGCAUCUCUCCAAACGAUGGAGACGGGUCCGGAGAGCAGCUACAUGUACGAGAAGCCUGAAGAAUCUACAUUGAUGUCGCUAGAGGAAGAAUCCUCACCGACCGAGGCCAUGAAAUACGCCUCCCAAGUACAACACCAGGAGCCAUCAAAGGAGAGUGGGUACAACCAAAUGCCAGGUGCGAUGUGGGAAGUAGCAGCAGCGGCCCAGAUAGUUCAGACUACGGGAGUGCCCGGUCAACAGACGAGCACACCCAGCAGUCAUGAGGAGAGCCCGUCAUGGCAAGAAGCAGCACAACAAUGGAAGGCGAGCCAAGGGAUACGACGGGGGAUUCCCCAGAGCCAAGAAUCCAAGGCCCUGGGUCCCCAACCAGCUCCUCCAGCUGGCUAUCCUGGUACUCAGCAGAUGGGACUCGACGAGUCUAUGGGAUCAACACUCCACGAUGUUAUUCGUUGCCAAUCCCUGGCUCAAGCCAAUAUGUUCCAGACCCUCCAAUCCAACCUGACCCCAGAGAACAAACCCAACCUCAGAGCAUGGGCAGACACCUUCGGGGAGCCCAUGACUGCACGAAUCUCACCAGUCGAGUCCACUUCAUCCAUCGGGGGAACCCUCGACACUAUCAUCGAGGAGGAAAACCCUAUCCCUCUCACACUCCCAAGAUCCUCUGGGGCCCAGACCCCAUACUACCCCACCGAAGAAGACCCAUGGAGAGAGCAGACAGAUACAGAUGAGCUACUCGAGCAGCACCCCCAUGCAGACUCCCCGCCGUGGCAGCAUAGGGUCUUAUUCACAGACACCAACAAGGAGGACACUGUCCUCUGGUGGUUCACAGGAGCCCAAUCUCUCGCCGGAACUACCAAUAUUGGCCUCACUGCAGGUGCCAGAUCUGCCGACGCCUAUGGGACCUGGCCUGAGCCUGAUAUAAUGAAGUUGGACCUCACCCAGAGCUCGAACCUUUCCUCCACCCCAAACCCACCUUCUAUGUCGAACCCCCCUUUGUAUCACAAAGAGAGCUUCAGUGGUGGGUCUAUGAGAGAGAGGACUUCGACCAAAUCUUUGAAGAAUACCGAAGGUACUUCGCAUAUGUCUGGAACUGGAACCAGGUAUGGAUCGAUGGAAACCCCUAUCUCUUACGAUAUGAACCCGUCUUUCACCCAACCGACCAUCUCGACCGAUUGGACCCAUGGGUUAGAGCCCAGAUACAAAUCGACAGGCUCACCCGUGCGGGAGAAUAUGCCAAUGAUGAACCCCUCUUUGACCACUCCAAUGAGGAAGGUGACGAGUUCAUCCAAGGAUCCAGUAGAAGGCCCUACCGACGAAGAACUCUAUAAAAUGAACUGGGACCAGUUCUGGUGGCAUAUGCAUGAUCAGCCUGGACUGCUAGAUUUCUGUUUGAAAGGUGUUAGUUGGCACUUAAUUGUGAUGCAUCAGGAGUGUCAGUUAGAACCCAAGUGUCAACUAACACCUGGGCUAACAAAUCCCACAGGAUCCCGCGCCGGCAGUUAUGACAUCAGAGACAAGAACUGGCGAGGUUCGGAGUUUGAACCAGCGACGUGGCAAAAUAUUGACUAA